GUUACACAGAGAAACCCUGUCUCAAAAACCAAAAAUAAAAAAGGAAAGAAAAGCAGUUUUUGACUAUGCUCUAGAAAAUUGCAGGUCAGAGGUGAGGUAUUUCAGCCCAACACUGUUGCCUCAUAUUGACAGGGUUAGAGACUCAGUGAAGGCCCUGACUCGGGAACAAGAGCAGCUCCUGGGGCAGCUGAAGGAAUCCCUGGCAGACAAGGAACAGAGCAAGGUCGAGUUCCAGAUGGUCCGAGAGGAGAACUGCCGCUUAACUGUAGAGCUGCAGGAGGCCAAGGGCCGGCGGGAAGAGCAGGGUGCUCAGGUGCAGCAGCUGAAGGAGAAGGUGGCCCACUUGAAGGGCACCCUGGCUCAAGCCCAGCAGAAAGUGGCCGAGCUGGAACCCCUGAAAGAGCAACUUCGAGGGGUCCAGGAACUUGCAGCCUCAAGCCAACAGAAAGCCGCCCUUCUUGGGGAGGAGUUGGCCAGCGCAGCGGGAGCCAGGGACCGCACCAUAGCUGAGCUGCACCGCAGUCGACUGGAAGUGGCUGAAGUCAGUGGCCGACUGGCUGAGCUCAGCCUGCACAUGAAGGAGGAAAAGUGCCAGUGGAGCAAGGAGCGGACAGGGCUGCUGCAGAAUAUGGAGGCUGAGAAGGACAAGGUCCUGAAGCUGAGUGCAGAGAUCCUCCGGCUGGAGAAGACCGUACAGGAGGAGAGGAGCCAGAGCCACAUAUUCAAGACUGAACUGGCCCGAGAAAAGGAUUCUAGCCUGGUGCAGCUGUCAGAGAGUAAGCGAGAGCUGACAGAGCUGCGCUCAGCCCUCCGUGUGCUCCAGAAGGAAAAGGAGCAGCUGCAGGCAGAGAAACAGGAGUUGCUGGAGUACAUGAGGAAGCUGGAGGCGCGGCUGGAGAAGGUGGCAGAUGAGAAGUGGGAGGAAGAUGCCGCCACAGAGGAUGAGGAGGCCACCGCUGGGCUGAACGGCCCUGCAGCCCUGUCAGACUCAGAGGAUGAGUCCCCAGAGGACAUGAGGCUCCCUUCCUAUGGCUUGUGUGAGCGUGGAAGUCCAGGCUCCUCUCCUCCUGGGCUCCGGGAGGCCUCUCCCCUUGUUGUCAUCAACCAGCCAGCACCCAUUGCUCCCCACCUCUCAGGGCCAGGGGAGGACAGCAGCUCUGACUCAGAGGCUGAAGAUGAGAAGUCCGUCCUGAUGGCGGCUGUGCAGAAUGGGGGUGAGGAGGCCAGUCUCCUGCUGCCCGAACUCAGCAGUGCCUUCUGCGACAUGGCCAGUGGCUUUGCAGUGGGUUCCCUGUCGGAGGUCGGCACUGGGGUGUCAGCCACCCCUCCAUGGAAGGAAUGUCCUGUCUGUAAGGAGCGCUUUCCUCCUGAGAGUGGCAAGGACACCCUGGAGGACCACAUGGACGGACAUUUCUUUCUCAGCACCCAGGACCCCUUCACCUUUGAGUGAUUUCACCCCUCUCUAGUAUGUAGACACAAACUCACACACACACACACAAAUCUGAACUCGUGCCCAUUUUCCAUCACUCUGGGCUCUGUAAUAUUCUGUUCCUAUAAACCAUGCCUGCGCCCUGCUUCUGACCCAGGCUUUAUAACUCCAUCUUCUAUCCUGACUCCUCUGUCCCAGGCAGGGAUCUGUCUUGGGAGCAGUGGUUGAGUUUACUCUCUGAAAACAGUUUAGAGGAACCAAGAUGAAGGGGUUUCCCCUGUGGGAACAGAAUUAUUCAUUGCUAGCUCAAGUACACAGCUACACACACACACACACACACACACACACACACACACACCCUUCUGAUACCCGAAAGCCAGCUCCUGGGCACCCCACCCUCUCUAAUUCAGAGUUUGUUUGUUUACUCGAGUUUUUUCUGGGGCCUGCAUGGAAGCAGCAGCAUGAGCUCAUGGGGUCUUUUCAGUUCUUGGCUUCACUGGUUCUCUCUGUUCCCCACCGCUUUAUGCACCUGUCCAGCCUCUCCCAUAGCUAUAGGUCAUAAGUUUGGAAGUUUCUUUUGUAUUUUUAAGGAUUCCUAUACCUUCUCAUACCACCCCAUAUCCAAGUCCUCAGAUGGAAAUGUAUUUGUGCCUUUUGUGAGGGAUGGGGUGGGGACAAAGGAUCCCAGGUGCCCCCAAUUCCCAGCCCUCUCCAGGCCCCCCACAGCAAUAAGAACCCCUCUCCCCUAAACUGCCCUCCUUAUCUGUAACUUGGACAAAUAUAUUUAUAUGAUACAUGUUA
This is a messenger RNA of Alexandromys fortis (reed vole), 2230 nucleotides long. Its product is annotated as calcium-binding and coiled-coil domain-containing protein 1-like. The transcript has 9 exons. Gene Ontology annotation, molecular function: transcription coactivator activity. The record is from RefSeq and is a predicted model, not a curated record. The annotation marks the transcript as partial. NCBI's taxonomy places the organism in Eukaryota, Metazoa, Chordata, Mammalia, Rodentia, Cricetidae. Gene Ontology annotation, biological process: positive regulation of transcription by RNA polymerase II.